UGUGUUAUCAGACCAAUCCAUCCUGAAGAAGGAAGAAGUGAUGGAGGUGUGGAACAGUGGUGAAGAGGAGGGACUGACUGAACUGGAGGGCUCCUCAGACACAAUGACAGCCCUGACCACCUCCAAUCACCUCCUCCUCCAUCACAGAGCUAUUAACGACUCCAACUACACCACCACCAACAACAUCACCUACUUCCCUUACUACCAGCACUCCCUCCCUGUGGCUGCUAGCUUCAUCCUGGCCUACCUAUUCAUCUUCCUGCUGUGUAUGGUGGGCAAUGUACUGGUGUGUCUGAUCGUGCUGGGGAACCGUCGCAUGAGAACCGUCACCAACCUCUUCAUCCUCAACCUGGCAGUCAGCGAUCUGCUGGUGGGCAUCUUCUGCAUCCCCACUACUCUUGUGGACAACCUCAUCACAGGCUGGCCGUUUACCAACACUGUGUGUAAAAUGAGUGGUCUGGUGCAGGGGAUGUCUGUAGCUGCCUCAGUCUUCACCCUGGUGGCCAUUGCAGUAGACAGGUUCCGCUGCAUUGUGUACCCUUUUCAACCCAAACUCACCCUAAUAGUUGCCAAGGUGACCAUAGCGAUGAUCUGGGUCCUGGCUGUGGUAAUCAUGUGCCCCUCAGCAGCUGCCCUGACCGUGGUGGAAGUGGCCGAUCACUACAUGGUGUAUAACCAGGACUACAACAAGACUUACCCCCUGUACUCCUGCUACGAGAACUUUGCCGACCCGAAGAUGCGGAAGGUCUACACCACAGUGCUGUUCGCCCACAUCUACUUGGUGCCCCUGGCUCUCAUCACUGUCAUGUACGGACGCAUCGGCGUGAAGCUCUACACCUCCGUGGUGUCAAGAAGAGAGCCUCGGGAUGCAGCACAUCCUCCUCCUCGAGCCAGGCAUGAGGGGGGCAGGCAUCUGAUCUCACAGAAGAAGAUCAAGGUGAUCAAGAUGCUGAUCGUAGUAGCCCUGCUGUUCAUGCUGUCCUGGCUGCCCUUGUGGACUCUGAUGCUGCUGACAGACUACGCAGGGCUGGACGAGGAGCACCUGGAGCUCCUGACUGGAUACAUCUUCCCCUUCGCCCACUGGCUGGCUUUCUCCAACUCCUCUGUCAACCCCAUCAUCUACGGAUACUUCAAUGAGAACUUCAAGAGGGGCUUCCAGGCAGUCUACCAGACCAACUCCUGCUGCCGCCCGGGAAAUAGGGUUGAGGUAGCAGGGAGGGGAAACCGGGAAAGCAGAGCAGGGGGUGGGGGUAAUGGUGGAGAGGGUGGAGGCGGCCUGAGGGAGCCUACAAGCAACCCCAAUCCUCUCCCAUUUGGGGCUAGAAACAAAGUGUAUACUGACGGUAAUGUGAUGCACUCUGUCCAUCUUGAGCUGGAGUUGAAGAAAAAUUCUAAGGUGGGAAGCAACACAGUCCAUGUUGAGGUUGGGGGGACUGGGGCAGGCGGAGGAAUAGGGAAUGGAAAUGGGAUGAACAAAAAGGGGCUACAGGUUGACGAGCAGACCAGCCCAAUGGGAGUUUGUCAGGCCUGGGAUCAUUAGUGGGGAUGUAAACCGUGGAGGUGCUUUCAGCAUCCCUAAUAAUAUUUUACGUUUAGAUGUACAUUACAUUUACAAUCUAAACGCAUACUUAAUGCAUAGAAAAGAUAGGCACCAUCUUAUUUUCUUUUCUUUCAGAUGGCAUGUGUGGACUCAUUGUGAAGGAAGUGGACUCAUCUCAACAUUAGAUUAGAUCGUAUAGGGAUUUGAAUAUGUCUGACAAACUAUAAUCUAAGAGCCACUAAGUACUCUCCAAACACCAAAGAUAGACUUGAAAAGAAAGAGAACAAAGCAAAGCAAAGCAAAGACAUCAAUCAUGGUGAUACCCUUAUUCUGUUUUUGCUUGUAAUAUGAAUUAGUGGAAAAUGAAUUCUGUUUUGCUCAGUGAAGAUUUCUUUGAACAUUGUCAGCAAAACAACGAGAGGGGAUAUAGUUGAGACUAUUUCAUGUCAACGUUUUAGCCCUAAAGUAGUCUCAAUCUGAACACUGUCAACAAUAUAGAAGUCUCUUAAAAUGUCUCAAAGAACAUAAUGCCUCAGAAAAAGGCAGUUUGGUUCAAUUCAAUCUUGAAACUUGAAGCAAAACAAAUUUCCGCACAGAGGGGAAGUGCAUUAUCUGAUACUACAGAGCACAACAAAUCAAAUGAUAUCUAAUUAAAUCAAAGGUUAUUCAUCGUAUACACAGGUAAGCGGUGCAAUUAAAUACUGAGCUACCUCAACAUUGCAGCGAAAUAUAAAAAAUAAAAAAGUAAAAUAAGAGUAAUGACUAACACAAUAAGUUAUACGUUUUAAACAACUAUUAAAAAGUAUACGGGUGGAAAAUAACUGUUUUGGAGAAGCAGUAUUGGACUGAAAUCUAGUCCCUGUCGCUUGUGAAAACAGGGACCAAACUAUUUAUUGAUCAAUACAUUUGUACGUGUUACUGAACAAGCAUAUCAGUUUAAUAAGGAGUGAGAAAGUUGUAUUUUAUGUAAGGCUUUAUUAAAGUUUUCUGAGAAUGCCCUUACUCUAUAGGACUGAUGAAAACGCCAAAAGGGGCUGAGUCAAACAUAACAAACGCUCACAAAUAUUGCUAAGGGCUAGUCAGACAGUUUUUCUAACUAGGGAAAUAUUCAUAUGCCUUGCCUAGAGUUUGGUAGGACCAAAUGUAUGUGUAUAAACCAGGGUUUCUUAAACUGUAGAUCGUGACCCUAUGUUGGCCCUGGGCAUGUGAGAGGUGGGUCAAGAGUUAUGAGAAUACAUAUCUAAUCACACAUAAUUUAUUCUUAAUUUGGGUCACUGGAGGACGAUUUGGGUCACUGGAGGACGUUACACUUCUAAUUUUGGUUUCAAACUUGAAAAGUUUAAGAACCCCUGGUAUAAAGCAAUGAUUUAUAUAUACACUAGAUGACUGACGGGGUGCCAUUCAUGCUGUUCACAGCGUAGUAGCCAGGGCAACAAAAAAACAGAAAAGAUGAGCCUCGCACAUCAACGCUCUUUACCCACUACAAUGUUUACUUUAUGCAUCUAUAUCAUAUCACUGAGGCUACCUUUCCAUUAUAUUAUGUGAGCAAAACAUACAAAUACAAAAAUAUGUAAAAACAUUUUUCUUAAAGUAUAAUUUCUAGACAGUACCUAAUGUUACUGUCUCCACUAUGACAAAAAUACUUAAAUACAUGUCAUUGUGUGCUUGAAACAUUUAAUUGAAAUACUGUAGAAUUCCAUUUAUUCCUUUGGAGGACUGCUUCUUCUAAGGAGAAUCAAUAUGGUCGUCCAGUGACUUCAAAGCCUCUCAUUGGCCAAUAUAUAGCAUCUGCAAUCUAGAGUUUAUAUACAUCCCUAGUAUAAACACUAGAGGACUGACAGGGGCUGCUGUUUUGAAGCCACUAUGCAGCCAUUUUUGUAUUCCUCCACCAUUGUAAACAUUUUUUUUAUUCCUGUGUACAUUAGUUUUACAAACAACAUUUUAUUACAGACACCUUAAUGCAUACUUUGAACUUAAACAUUUUAAUACAAAAUAUAAAACAUCAAAAUCCACAAAGAAAUUUUUAUUUGGACACAAAAAUCCAAAUUUUGCAAUGGCCAGCUCAGUCUCCGGACAUGAAACGCAUAGAAGAGGGUAGUCCAUAAGUGCAGACAAAGGAUUUCAAGGAUCUGGAAGGAUUCUGUAUGUAGGAAUGGUCUAAGAUCUCUCCCAAUGUGUUCUCCAACUCAUAAAACAUUGUAGAAAAAGGUUCAGUGCCAUUAUCCUCGCAGGGUGAGGUAUUGAAAGGUAUUGAAAGGUAUUGAAAACGGGGGUGUCAAUAUUUUUUUUAUAAAAAAGUAUUACUUGUUAUUAAACAAUCUCUUUCUCUGAAUUAGUAUAAAAUAAUAUAAUUUCCUAAAUUUUUCCAGCAUACAAUAUAAUUUAGCAUUUUAAUUGUUUAUUUUAUACGGUUAUUUUGAAGGGUGUCAAUAAUUUCAACCCCACUGUACAUCAUUGGGUAGACUUACUCAGGUGCUGAAAAGACAGAGCACUAAUUCAACUGAAAAGCACGCUCAGGUCAGAGGUAUGACACAAAAAAAUUGCUAUUUUUCUAUUCCAUAUGUCAUUGUUAAGCAAUGUUGUUAUGGUUACUGUACCCAUAGAGACCUAAUUAAUUUACUACUAAUAUAGUUUUAAUGGUAAUCAUCUGGCAAGUCCUUACAAAACUCAAUCUAGCUAAUAUUUUAUAGAACACAAGAUAACAAACCGUAACCUGAUAAGACAAAUACAAUCUAAAAAAAGAUAACAGCCUCAUUUGCAACUGUUUAAAUAUCAAAGCGGCUUGCUUGCAAAAAGAUCUGCUGAAUAAUGUUUGUGUUAGUCUUUACACAGUAUGGUUGCUAUGGCGUUAUGCUGCUUGGUGUACUGCAAGCCUCCACAUUUGUGUUGCGUACAGUAUAUUGUAUUAUGUGGUUUAUUUUGUGGUGGGAGCUUUGUGGGCAGGAGGGGAUGGGGCGAAAGGAGAAAGCAUGGCGUCAACGGCUUUUCAGAUUCUCCCAUUUACAGACUGGAAAUGCAUGCAACUGUUGUUUGUUUAAAGGAAGCAGGGUUGGGGUUUAUUUCAAAUGUGUCAGUUUUGUCAAAUAACAUUUCCUCUGUGGUGAUGUGUGGGAGUAAAAAACAGUGCCAUCAGGACCAGAGUAGAAAUAACAGAUAAAAACAAGGAUCUGCUGAGACCCUCGGUAAAUUUAAUAAAUAUUGGACAAAAACUGCAAAAAGCUUGUUGUCAGAACAACAAAGGAUGUCCAAACUGGAUUAGGUGCUGUCCAGACAGGUAGUAGCACGGCUGAGGUCUCAGGCCUGUCUUCACCAUGAUCCUCCUGAGAAAGAAAUAGAGGAAAACAGAAGACAGGGUAGCUUUGUUUAGGCAGUGGCAUGGCACCAGAUAAGCUCUGGCCCAAUCCUAAUGUCAACCUUAAGUCCUCAUGCCCUUUGCACUUUGGAGAUCACAUCUCACUGGAAAACCUUGAGGAAUAUUGGAUUUUCAGUUUACCUCCUGAAUUAAAUUGGAAAGUGUAUUGACCCAAUCUGUAAUGGAAGUGUUUAUGCAGUAUACAUGAUUCUAUGUUGACACAGACAGAAGGCUACUUACUGCCUGCUGACACAGGUAUAAUUCUGACAACUGGAAGCCUCUCCUGUGAGGCAAACCUACCAGGUUGUAGUAGAAUGUUUUUUACAAUACCCAAAUGGCAUUUUGUAUAUUUUAUUUAACGAUGGGAUAAGAGCCACUUUGUAUAUACUAAUGCAGGAUCAAUGUAAUUAACCCAUUACAUCUUAUUAUUGUCAGAUUACUGUUUGUGUUAUCUAUUUGUAGUGGGAGUGGUGUUUGAAAAUGUAUGUUUAUGUAUCCUGAUAUUAUUGAUGUUCUGGGAGUAAUUGUUUUAUCAUAACAAACCAUGUUUAACUUGAGUUCAUGUUGCAAUGACAGAUUAGUCCAAAUUAUUCAUAUUACAGAUUUCAAUCAAAUCAAAUUGAAAGUAAUCAGUGCUAUUAAUUGAAUCUGUCUUGAAACAUGAACAUGGUAAUUGUGAUAAUUGGUUGCUAUGCUACAUGUAAAUUGAUACUCCACCAUGUGUUUUAAAUGGUGCCUUGCAUUGAAAAUAGUCUAUAAAGUGGGUGGAGGAACAUUGCUUAAUAAAUGUAUUUUGAAAAUGCAGUGUAAGGUGUUCUGCACUUAAAAAAGAUGAUAGAAGUUUUCUAAUCAUCCUUCUCUUAAAGAUCAUACCGCAUUUGGGUAAACAGCGCAACUGUUCACCACAGCGUCUGUUAUUGUUUUUGUUGAGAGUAGCGUCUGGCAGAAUGG
Molecule: messenger RNA, 5843 nt
Organism: Oncorhynchus kisutch (coho salmon)
Lineage: Eukaryota; Metazoa; Chordata; Actinopteri; Salmoniformes; Salmonidae
Product: neuropeptide FF receptor 1-like
Exons: 3
Coding region: 41-1540 (499 amino acids)
Biological process (GO): cellular response to hormone stimulus; G protein-coupled receptor signaling pathway
Cellular component (GO): plasma membrane
Molecular function (GO): neuropeptide receptor activity; peptide binding
Source: RefSeq, a predicted model, not a curated record